Lynx canadensis (Canada lynx) is the source of this 1110-nucleotide messenger RNA. RefSeq names its product fibroblast growth factor 5 (gene FGF5). Gene Ontology annotation, cellular component: cytoplasm. The record is from RefSeq and is a predicted model, not a curated record. Gene Ontology annotation, biological process: positive regulation of gene expression; regulation of cell migration; animal organ morphogenesis. The coding region runs from base 44 to 856 and encodes 270 amino acids. NCBI's taxonomy places the organism in Eukaryota, Metazoa, Chordata, Mammalia, Carnivora, Felidae. Gene Ontology annotation, molecular function: fibroblast growth factor receptor binding; growth factor activity. The transcript has 3 exons.
ACCAACCCUACAAGAUGCACUUAGAACCCCCGCGGCUGGAAGAAUGAGCUUGUCCUUCCUCCUCCUCCUCUUCCUCAGCCACCUAAUCCUCAGCGCCUGGGCUCACGGGGAGAAGCACCUCGCCCCCAAAGGGCAACCCGGACCCGCAGCCACCGGUCGGAACCCGGCGGGCGCCAGCAGCAGUAGGAGCAGCAGGGGCACGACGUCUUCCUCUUCUUCCUCCGUCUCCUCCUCCCCCUCGGCUUCUCUGGGCAACCAAGGAAGCGGCUUGGAGCAGAGCAGUUUCCAGUGGAGCCCCUCGGGGCGCCGGACCGGCAGCCUCUACUGCAGAGUGGGCAUCGGUUUCCAUCUGCAGAUCUACCCGGAUGGCAAAGUCAAUGGCUCCCAUGAAGCCAAUAUGUUAAGUAUUUUGGAAAUAUUUGCUGUGUCUCAGGGGAUUGUAGGAAUACGAGGAGUUUUCAGCAACAAAUUUUUAGCGAUGUCAAAAAAAGGAAAACUCCAUGCAAGUGCCAAAUUUACCGAUGACUGCAAGUUCAGGGAGCGAUUCCAAGAAAACAGCUAUAAUACCUAUGCCUCAGCAAUACACAGAACUGAGCCAGCAGGCCGGGAAUGGUAUGUGGCCCUCAACAAGAGAGGGAAAGCUAAGCGAGGCUGCAGCCCGCGGGUUAAACCCCAGCACAUCUCUACCCACUUUCUGCCAAGAUUCAAGCAGCUAGAGCAGCCAGAACUUUCUUUCACAGUCACUGUUCCUGAGAAGAAAAAGCCACCCAGUCCUGUCAAGCCAAAGGUUCCCCUUUCUGCACCUCGGAAAAGUCCCAACACCGUGAAGUACAGACUCAAAUUUCGCUUUGGAUAAUAUUCUUCUUGGCCUUGUGAGAAACCAUGCCUUCGCCUCAGGAGUUUCCACGGGUGUCUUUACGGCUCUGAAGAAAAACGUUCGGAUACACCUGCAGCUACACUCCACCGUAGUGAAGUCCAGUCACUUGUUUCAGCGCGACUGAAACAAAACUGUUUUCUGAUAGGAACUGAACUGGAAUUCUUUGUCCAACAUAGGGAGCACACUGCUUCAGUCAGGACGACAUAAAGCCUUUUGCUUUAUGCUUCGUGCAU